Messenger RNA from Salvelinus sp. IW2-2015, 1317 nucleotides. The record is from RefSeq and is a predicted model, not a curated record. Lineage: Eukaryota; Metazoa; Chordata; Actinopteri; Salmoniformes; Salmonidae.
AGUGAUGGCGUCCAGCUCCCCCAUGGUGAACGGGGACAUCUCCCGGGGUCCUAGCUCUCACCCAGGCCACAGCCCCACCACAGGCACCCUGGAGGAAACGCUGCAGCAGAUGAACCGCCUCAUCCAGGAGAACCGAGACCUGAAGGAGGCGCUGAAGCAGACUAACAUGUCGAUGAAGGAGCGUUUCGAGGGUUUGUCUGUGUGGAGGGAUAAGCAGAGGGAGGAGAAGGAGUUCCUGGAGGGGAGGCUUGAUGAGGCGCGCGGCCGUGUGGAGGCCCUCUCCUCGCACAACCAGGAGCUCAGCAUGAAGGUGGAGGAGCUGGAGGGAGAAGGGAAGGGACAGGCCGAGACAGCCAAUCAGAAUGCAGAACUGGAGGCGCUGCGUGCCCCGGUGCGUCUGCAGGCAGAGAAGAGUGACCUGGUGGCCAUGAACUCUGAACUCCAGCUCAAAGGUCAGGCAGAGGACGACUCCUUCAUAGAGAUCAGGAUUGCUAGAGAGGAUACUGGAAAGGACCUGUAUCAUAAUGAAAGGGACCCCAGGUAUGACAUGAGUGUAUCCAGGCAGGAGUCUGAGGAGCUGACUGUCAGCCAGCUGCUCCAGUCCCUGAGGAAGGAGACCCAGAGGGUGGAAUGGCUACAAAUCGAGCUCCAGGCUACCAAAUCCAGAAUCACAGAGCUGGAGGAGAAAGAAACUAACACGGAGAGCUCCACACAGACCUCACUACUGCCAGAGGUGGUUUCCCCAGCACUAGCCACCACAGCAUGUGGUACUGAGCCAGAACAGAACUCUGAGAAGGUAGAUGCACAGAUAGGCUGGGCUGCGUCAGAGGUGGAGGAUCUGAAGGCUCAGAUGAUGACCCUGUUUAAUGAGCUACAGCAGGCUCAGAGCAAACUGGGCGAGGCAGAGGGCAUGAAGAAGAACCUGCAGGACAGAUGUAGGGAUGUGGAGCGUGACGUGGUGACUCUGACAGCCCAGCUGGUAGAGAAGCAGGAGGUACAGAGUGAGAAUGACAGACUGAAGCUGCAGGUGGACAGCAUGAAGGCCCAGAGCCAGCUAGAGCAGAGGAAGGCUGGAGAGGAGAGGACUAACCUGACCCAGCUGAAGGAUGCCUACACCAAGCUAUUCGAGGACUACAAUGAGUUGAAGCAAGAGAGCAAGAACAGAGAGCCACUUGUCACUAAGGAGGUGGGAGACCUGCAGACCAGACUGGACGCAGCAGAGAAGGCCCUGGCUGCUAAGCAACAGCAGAUAGAUGUUAUGAAGCAGGAGAUAUYUCAGAAGGAGAAGGAGCUGGAGACCAUCUCUGUGUUCCAGGC